Molecule: messenger RNA, 3185 nt
Organism: Coregonus clupeaformis (lake whitefish)
Lineage: Eukaryota; Metazoa; Chordata; Actinopteri; Salmoniformes; Salmonidae
Product: ATP-binding cassette sub-family C member 9-like
Biological process (GO): transmembrane transport; potassium ion transport
Cellular component (GO): membrane
Molecular function (GO): ATP hydrolysis activity; ATP binding; sulfonylurea receptor activity
Source: RefSeq, a predicted model, not a curated record
CAUGGCCUCAGAAAGCCUAAUAUUUAUUUAAUUUUAGUCGGUCUGAUGAUAAUAUUCACACAUUGUCAUGUCACAUGAUGUGUACCCCUUGUCAUCUGUAAAGAGCGCACCUCGAGAUCUGAAACCGUUCCAAAUUAUAGAAUGAUUAGUAUAGAAAACGAAGGUUUUUGCCUACAAGAAUUGCACGUUCCUAAAGGCAAUGACAAGUGCUUACUUCACAUAUAGGUCUGAUUCAUCGUUGUAACUGCUGACGGCAUACAUCUGUAGGCUACUGGUUCAUUGCCCGUAACAAUAGAAUUGUAGCCUAGAGUUCAGUUGUAGGCUAGCCUAUCCAAGGUCCUCCCAUGUCCUUGUAGGAGACAUGUCAAUUCCAAGUCUCAACAAUAUGGACACAUCGUAUUUACAGUUUGUGUCUUCCUAAAAAUAUGUAAAUAUUUACUGAAGCCUUUGCCUAAAAAAUGUAACCCUCUUCAAAAUAUGAAUCUGUUUUUAUAAAACCGCACCCUUAUGUUAUGCCUACCAUUCCUACACAUGUACCUUAUCCCACCACAUGGUUGUUGGUGGAACCUAGCUGCAGGGACGUUUGCCUCGCCAGACUUGGUCAAGUUUUGAUUUGCCUCGCCAGACUUGGUCAAGUUUUGAUUUGCCUAGCCAGACUUGGUCAAGUUUUGAAAUCCGAUAGGGGGGAGCAGUUUGGCCAGCUGAUGCGCGAAAGGCUAAAAAUAAUCACCUCCAAUAUACGCUGUGUGGUUACUGUCUCCAAAAAACCAAACAACGUGAAUGAAACCGCGUCAAUAACGACACUUCUCUGAGGCUUCUCUGGACCUAUAAGGUGGCAUGGCUGGCCUGUCGUUCUGUGGCAACAAUGUGACCAAGAAUGCCUACAGUGUGGAUACGGGGAUGUUGAACAAUGGCUGCUUCGUGGACGCCCUCAACCUGGUCCCUCACGUCUUCCUGCUCUUCAUCACCUUCCCCAUCCUCUUCAUCGGCUGGGGCAGUCAGAGCUCUAAGGUUCAGAUCCACCAUAACACCUGGCUCCACUUCCCUGGACACAACCUGCGCUGGAUCCUCACAUUCACUCUGCUGUUUGUCCACGUCUGUGAGAUCGCUGAGGGGAUCGUCUCCAACAAACAGAUGGACACCAAUCACCUCCACCUCUUUAUGCCAGCGUUUAUGGGCUUCAUAGCAGCCACUACAUCUGUGGUGUACUACCACAACAUAGAGACCUCUAACUUCCCCAAACUACUGCUGGCUCUGUUUGUCUACUGGGUUCUGGCGUUCAUCACCAAGUCCAUCAAGCUGUGGAAGUUUGCAGAGCACGAUGUUGGAGUGCAGCACCUGAGGUUUUGUAUCACAGCCCUGCUGGUCGUUCUGUACGGACUCCUCAUGGCUGUAGAGAUCAACGUCAUUAGGGUCAGGAGGUAUGUGUUCUUCGCCAACCCCCAGAAGGUAAAGCCUCCAGAGGACCUUCAGGAUCUGGGUGUGAGGUUCCUCCAGCCCUUCGUCAACCUCCUCUCCAAGGCCACAUACUGGUGGAUGAACCCCCUGAUUAUAGGAGCCCAUAAAAGGCCCAUUGAGCUGAAGAAGAUAGGCAAGCUGCCCAUCGCCAUGAGAGCCCUCACCAACUACCUGAAGCUCAAAGAUGCCUAUGAUGAUCAGAGGCAGAAUACCGAGGACCAUGAGAAAUCUCAGUCCAUCUGGCGCUCUAUGUACCGGGCGUUUGGCAGACCCAUCCUCCUCAGCAGUACCUUCCGUUACCUGGCUGAUCUGCUGGGCUUCGCCGGGCCGCUCUGCAUCUCUGGCAUCGUCAAACACCUCAACACCGAGCCCGUCAAGGGAGGGAGUGUGGUCCGCGAUUUCGACGUCUACUUCAUGUCGUCCACUGAGCUGCUCCAGAACACGUCAGUGCUGGCUGUUCUGCUGUUCCUGGCCCUGGUGCUACAGCGAACCUUCCUACAGGCCUCCUACUAUGUCACCAUAGAGACCGGCAUCAACCUCCGUGGAGCCCUGCUGGCGAUGAUCUACAACAAGAUCCUGCGUCUGUCCACCUCCAACAUGUCCAUGGGAGAGAUGACCCUGGGCCAGAUCAACAACUUGGUUGCCAUAGAAACCAACCAGCUCAUGUGGUUCCUUUUCCUGUGCCCCAACCUCUGGGCCAUGCCAGUGCAGAUUGUGAUGGGUGUGAUCCUGCUGUACUAUCUUUUGGGGACCAGUGCUCUGAUUGGAGCUUCAGUCAUCGUGCUGCUGGCUCCAGUCCAGUACCUGAUCGCUACCAAGCUGGCUGACACCCAGAAGAGCACCCUGGACCACUCUACAGACCGUCUGAAGAAGACCACAGAGAUUCUGAAGGGGAUCAAGCUGCUGAAGCUGUACGCCUGGGAGAACAUCUUCUGUGACAGUGUAGAAGACACCAGGGGCAAGGAGCUCACCAGCCUCCGCACCUUCGCCCUCUACACCUCCAUGUCUAUUUUCAUGAAUACUGCUCUCCCCAUCGCUGCUGUGCUUGCGACUUUUGUCAGCCACGCCCUGAUCAACGAGACCCGGCCCAGCCCCUCGGAGGCCUUCGCUGCUCUGGCCCUCUUCCACAUCCUGGUUACCCCACUGUUCCUUCUCUCCACCGUGGUCCGCUUCGCAGUCAAGGCCAUGGUCAGCGUCCAGAAGCUGGGUGAGUUCCUGCAGAGCGAUGAGAUUGGCGAUGACAGCUGGAGGAACGGAGACAUGUCUGUGUCCCUAGAGGCCUGUAAGAAACACCCUGGGGCGACCAAAGCUAUAAACAGGAAGCAGCCCCUGCUCUACCAGAUGGAGAGCUAUGAGCAGCCAGCACGCAGGCCACUGCGGCCCAACGAGACUGAGGACGUGGCUGUCAAGGUGAACAGUGGAUUCUUCACGUGGGGAAGCAACUUGUCAACGUUGUCCGACAUCAACAUCUGCAUCCCAACAGGUCAGCUGACCAUGAUCGUGGGCCAGGUGGGUUGUGGGAAGUCGUCGCUGUUGCUGGCCAUGCUGGGAGAGAUGCAGACCCUCAGUGGAAAGGUCUACUGGAGCAAACUGCCUGUGAGUGAGAUGCUGCACGAGGCCAACAGUAAGAACAGGUACUCUGUGGGCUACGCUACCCAGAAGUCCUGGCUGCUGAAUGCCACUGUGGAGGAUAACAUCACGUUUGGCAGUCCCUUCAACAAACAGAG